Penicillium alfredii is the source of this 3378-nucleotide messenger RNA. RefSeq names its product leucine--tRNA ligase CDC60. The record is from RefSeq and is a predicted model, not a curated record. The transcript has 4 exons. Gene Ontology annotation, molecular function: leucine-tRNA ligase activity; aminoacyl-tRNA deacylase activity; ATP binding. Gene Ontology annotation, biological process: leucyl-tRNA aminoacylation. Bases 1 to 3378 code for a protein of 1125 amino acids. Lineage: Eukaryota; Fungi; Ascomycota; Eurotiomycetes; Eurotiales; Aspergillaceae.
AUGGCCGCCGCGUCCGCUGCUGCGCUCGACCCGAGCAACAGCACGAAGAAUACCCUCAAGUUGGAAAACACCGAAAAGCGUGACUCUCUGAUCGCGAUUGAAAAGAAAUACCAGGCACAAUGGAAGGAGAACAAGGUCUUCGAGGUCGACGCCCCCUCCUUCGCCGAGGCUCCCCAGGGCUCCAUGACCCCCGCGCAGCUGCGUGAAAAGUACCCCAAGUUCUUCGGCACCAUGGCCUACCCGUACAUGAACGGUACCCUGCAUGCGGGCCACAGUUUCACUGCCAGUAAGGUGGAGUUCAUGACCGGAUUCGCUCGCAUGGAGGGCAAGAGGGCCCUGUUCCCGCUGGGAUUCCACUGCACCGGUAUGCCCAUCAAGGCGUGCGCGGAUAAGCUGGCCGACGAGGUGAAGCUGUUUGGACAGAACUUCGAGGCCUACAAGGAGGAGGAAGAACAGCCCAAGGACACUGCCCCGCCGGCGCCCACGCAGGAGGUAAAGGCCGAGGCCGAGAAGUUCUCCGGCAAGAAGAGCAAGGCCGCCGCCAAGUCCGUGAAGAUGAAGUAUCAGUUCCAGAUCAUGUUGGCCAUCGGUGUGCCUCUGGAGGACAUCCACAAGUUCGCCGACGCUGCCCACUGGCUGCAGCAUUUCCCUCCGCUGGCCAUCCGCGACCUCGACAGCCUGGGUGCUCGCGUCGACUGGCGCAGACAGUUUGUCACCACCGAUGCCAACCCGUACUAUGAUGCCUUUGUGCGUUGGCAGAUGAACCGCCUCCACGAGCUGGGGAAGAUCAUGUAUGGUAGCCGUUACACCAUCUACUCGCCCAAGGACGGUCAGCCGUGCAUGGACCACGACCGAACGGAAGGUGAAGGUGUUGGUCCCCAGGAGUAUGCUGCUCUGAAGCUCAAGGUCAAGGAAUGGUCACCCCAGCUGGCCGAGCUGGUCAAGGACAAGGUUGAGGAGGAUGCGAAGGUCUACUUCGUUCCGGCAACUCUGCGCCCCGAGACUAUGUACGGUCAGACGAGCUGCUUUGUCGGUCCCAAGAUUAACUACGGUCUCUUCAAGCUGAAGGAGAAGGAGUAUGUCGUCGUUACCAAGCGUGCUGCUUGGAACAUGGCCUUCCAGGGCCACUUCUUUGACAGCGAGCACUUUCCCAAGACCCAGGACGAACUGCCGCUUGUCUUCGAAGCACCGGGUAGUGCCUUCGUUGGUACCUUGGUCAACGCACCGCUGUCAUUCCACACUGAGGGUAUUCGCAUCUUGCCCAUGGACGGCGUCUCGGCCGCCAAGGGUACCGGUGUGGUUACCUCGGUGCCUUCGGACAGCCCCGAUGACUACGCCACCCUGAUGGACCUGGCGAAGAAGCCCGAGUAUUACGGUAUCCAGAAAGAGUGGGCCGAGCUGGAGAUCUUCCCGUUGAUUGAGACCCCUACCUAUGGCAACCUGACUGCUCCCACGCUGGUCAAGCAGCUGAAGAUCAACUCUCCCAAGGAUGUUACCCAGCUCGCUAAGGCUAAGGAGCUAGCUUACUUGGAAGGAUUCUACAAGGGUACCAUGGUUGUGGGCGAGUUCAAGGGAGAGCCCGUCAGCUCCGUCAAGGACAAGAUCCGUAAGUCUCUGUACGACAGCGGAGAUGCGUUCCCCUUUGCAGACCCUAUGGGCAAGGUUGUCAGCCGCAGUGGCGACGACUGCGUGGUCGCCUACCUGGGCCAGUGGUUCUUGAACUAUGGCGAGAACGAUGCCGAGUGGCAGCAGCAGACUCUGAACCAUGUUGUGAACACCCUCAAUACCUACUCCUCCGAGACCAAGAACGGGUUUGAGAAGAACCUGAGCUGGUUGAACCGAUGGGCUUGUGCCAGAACCUACGGUCUGGGAUCCAAGCUGCCUUGGGACCCUCAGUUCCUGGUUGAGAGUUUGAGUGACAGUACCGUCUACAUGGCCUACUACACUAUUGCGCACCUCCUGCACGGUGAUCGAUACGGCAAGUCGACUGGCCCGCUUGAUGUGAAGGCGGAGCAGAUGACGGAUGAAGUGUGGGACUAUGUCUUCACGAGACGGGAACUCAACGAUGACCUGGUUUCCAAGAGCGGAAUCAGCAAGGAUGCUCUGCAGCAAAUGCGCCGUGAAUUCGAGUACUGGUACCCUCUGGACGUCCGAGUCUCUGGCAAGGACCUUAUCCAAAACCACCUGACCUUCUUCCUGUACAUUCACCUCGCGCUCUUCCCGUCGGAGUACUGGCCCCGUGGUGUCCGUGCUAACGGGCACUUGCUGCUGAACGGCGACAAGAUGAGCAAGAGUACCGGUAAUUUCCUUACUCUGAGGGAUUCCGUGGACAAGUUUGGUGCCGACGCCACCCGGAUUGCCUUCGCCGAUGCUGGUGACAGCAUUGAAGAUGCCAACUUCGACGAGGCUGUUGCCAACAGCAACAUUCUGCGUCUGUUUACUCUGAAGGAGUGGAUUGAGGAGGUCGCCAAGGAUGAGAACCUGCGCACUGGCCCCGCUGAUGCAUUCGCGGACAAGCUCUUCAACAACGAGCUGAACAGCCUGGUUCGGGAAACUCGCAAGCACUACGCGGCCACUGACUUCAAGCUUGCACUGAAGUCUGGUUUGUACGACUUCACGAGCGCGCGUGAUGCCUACCGUGAGGGCGCCACGGCCUCCGGCGUGGGUAUGCACCGGGAGGUGAUUCUGCGCUACAUCGAGCUGCAGGCCCUCAUGCUUGCUCCCAUCGCCCCUCACUGGGCCGAGUACGUGUGGCUCGAGGUCUUGAAGAAGUCUGAAACCAUCCACUUCGCCACCUUCCCUACCGUCCCAGAGCCCUCCCCCGAACUUUCGGCCGCUCAGGCCUACGUCCGCGGCACAUCGUCGAACAUCCUGUCCUCGGAAGCCAACUUCGCCAAGAAGCUGUCCAAGGGCAAAUCGUCUGCGUUUGACCCGCGCAAGCCCAAGAAGCUCACCAUCUUCGCGGCCAAGAAAUACCCCGCCUGGCAAGAGAAGUACAUUGACCUGGUCCGCGAGGCCUUCGACUCUCUGAGCGUCUCCAUCAAUGACAAGGAGCUUAACGCCAAGGUCGGCAAGCUCGGCGAAAUGAAGAAGGCCAUGCCCUUCGUGCAGACCCUGAAGCGCCGUCUCGUCCAGGGCCGCGAGGCUCCUGAGAACGUCUUCGACCGCAAGCUCCCCUUCGAUGAGUUUGCCGUCCUGUCUGAGAUGCUGGGCAGUCUGAAGCGCACUUCCGGCUACAAGGAGAUCGAGGUCAUUGCUGUCGAUGAGGGCGGCAAGACCGGUGAUGUUGUUGGCACGGGAGAGAAGAGGGAGGGUCUGCUGGCUGAUAACGCUGUUCCCGGGCAGCCGACUUUCCAGUUUGCCAACGUUGCUGAGUAG